Molecule: messenger RNA, 6331 nt
Organism: Prionailurus viverrinus (fishing cat)
Lineage: Eukaryota; Metazoa; Chordata; Mammalia; Carnivora; Felidae
Gene: SEMA4F
Product: ssemaphorin 4F
Exons: 12
Coding region: 2248-4596 (782 amino acids)
Biological process (GO): positive regulation of cell migration; negative chemotaxis; neural crest cell migration
Molecular function (GO): chemorepellent activity; semaphorin receptor binding
Source: RefSeq, a predicted model, not a curated record
CCUCGCCCUCAGCCCUUCGCGCCGCUCCCGGGCCCCGCCUGCAGGUGCCGGCACCCACCUGCCCUUACCUACCAGCCCGGGCAGGCGCUCUGGGGCCCCUCCGCGCUGCGCACCGAGUCCCGCGCCGCCCACGCCCCUCCAGGACCCGGGCUGGACCCCCACGCUGUGCUGUUCCGCAGCAUCGCUUCCCGGCCUCGCGCUUCGGCUCCCAUGACACGCCCAGGCGGCUCCUGCUGCCCCUUACUGGCAGGACCGCGAGAGAGUUAAGCCCCUCAUCGUGCAGAAGCGGGCACUGAGGCCCAGGGAGGGGAUGGAAGUUUCCCCGAGGUCGUCCAUUUCGGGGAAUGGACUCCCUUAUUCCCCUCUGCCCAAACAUACACCUGUGUCCCUCACGCCAGCUUGAUGCCUAUUCUGCUUCCAAACUCAUUGGUCUUUCGUUCUAUUCCAGCCACCCAUCCUUCUGAUGACCAACUCAGCAUCUCCAUCUGCCCACUUCUCAAAUCUAUUCCCUCCCUGCAGGCUUUUUGCCUCACUCGAAGCCCUCAUCUCCCUAACCCACUUCCCAGGCCUCUCACAGCUCUUAAACCAACUCCCAUUGUCUGAUGAUACACGAUCUGUGGAUCCAUUGUAACCCUCUUAACUCCUCAGCAUUCCGUGCUUUCUCUACCCAUUCCCUACAUUGAAUGUUGGGAAAUCAUUCAGUGAGUUGAUUUAAAGUUCUGUUUAAAUGAUUUCUAAAGUCUUCAGAAGAAAAAAAAAAAAAAAGGAGGGUGGAGAUUUGGUCCUUUGAAAAGAUCUGGAAGAAGCCAAGGGAUGCCACCAGGCUAAAAAUGGUCAUUGGAAUGAUUCACACUUUAAAAGCUCUCUGCUGAGGUGGGCAUGGGCAUGGCCAUGGACCUCGUUUUCUUCUCAGUGGGCACUGAGUGUUAGCACCUAGUGCAGACCCAGUGAAGUUGAGAGGGCAACCUGUUGGCAAAACCUCGCAACUGGGUAAUAGUAAUUUAGAGUCUAAACUUCAGCCUAGUGACAUAGGGUUACUUUGAAUCCAGAAGACAAAGUUGUGGUCAGAGCCUGGGGUUGGUUUGUGCUGGAGCAAUAGCCACAAAAUGGCGUUGAGGUUGAUAACCAGAAAUUCAGAGAAGUCUAGAUAGCAAAGUGAAACAGAGUUGGGGAUACGAGUGGAGGUUGGGUGUUCCAGGGCUUAUAAUGAGCAUGAGAGAGUAGGCAGGUCCAGCGCAGAUUUGAGUAUGGGUGUGGGAGGAUGGGGUGGGUGGGGCUCCAUACAUCAGCACAUCCAGGAAUGAAUGGCUGGUAGCCAUUCUGUCAAGUCUUGAGGGUAGCUGAGCAGAUGAACCAGGUAGAGCAGAGCUGUAUUGGUACAGGGAUAGGGGCUCCAGAGUAAGCUAAGAAGAUAAAUUCCUGCUAACUUAUUUGUUAUAAUCUUUAAAUGGAAUUUUGAAUGAUGACACUGAAGUUUAGACUUGGCCCAAAUGGAGCACAUGCCUAAGGAAGGAAAAAAGGAACCAUUUGUGAAACAUGCACUAUACGUCAGUUACUUCUACAUAUGUCAUCUCAUUUAAUUCUGUCAACAAGCCUGAUUGGUGGUGUUUACAGAUGUGGGAAGUGGUGCUCAGGGCAAGUAACUUACUCAAGAUCAUACAGCUGGUAAGUGAAAGAGCCACAUUUAAACUGGGGCUGAUCCUUCUCCACAGCACAUUCUCAUGCCCACUUUUUCCCUCUUUGGGUGGAAAUGGGGUGGGGUUGGGGAGGACAAGAGCAGUGAGAAGACAGGAGAUAGUCUCCUAAAGUGUUGGUGAAGAGAGUGAAUCAUUUCCCUUAUUUACUUAUUUACUUAAUUUACUUAUUUAAUCAUUUACUUAUUAGUAAAAACAAGUUACUAAUAAGUAGUUAUUUUUUUUUUAAAAAGGAAAUUUAGAGAAGAAGGUACUUGUACUUCCUAUAGGUAUUUUCAAACUAUGUAUCAUGUUGCUAUGGAUAGAAAUUACAGACUUAGUAUUUACGCUGUUAUUUUAAUAAAGUGUCUUAUUUUUAUAGAAAAAGCAUUCUUGGCUGCAUUGUAUGCUAAAUAUUCUGGCCUCAUCAGUUAUCUGUCUUUGGGGAAGUUAGAUGGUUGGCCUGUCAAAGCCCUGUUUUUACCCUUCAUGGCUGCUAACUAAAUGAUACUUGGAAGAAAACAGAAAUUGAGCCCUUUGGCUUUGUCUUUGUGGACCCAACCCUUAUGAAGCAAUGGCUGAUAUUACUCUCCCCUCUCACCCUCUCUUCCUGCCAGAGGCUGACUCCUAUCUCACCCGGUUCACCGUCCCUCAGACAUACAAUUACUCUGUCCUCCUUGUGGAUCCUGCUUCCCAUACACUUUAUGUCGGCGCCCGGGACACCAUCUUCGCUUUAUCCCUGCCCUUCUCAGGGGAGAGACCCCGCAGGAUUGACUGGAUGGUGCCUGAGGCCCACAGACAGAACUGUAGGAAGAAAGGCAAGAAGGAGGAUGAAUGCCACAAUUUUGUCCAGAUUCUCGCCAUUGCCAAUGCCUCUCACCUCCUCACUUGUGGCACCUUCGCUUUUGACCCGAAGUGCGGGGUUAUUGAUGUGUCCAGUUUCCAGCAGGUUGAAAGACUUGAGAGUGGCCGAGGGAAAUGUCCUUUUGAGCCAGCUCAGCGGUCAGCAGCUGUAAUGGCUGGGGGGGUCCUCUAUGCUGCCACUGUGAAAAACUACUUGGGGACGGAGCCGAUUAUCUCCCGGGCUGUGGGUCGCGCUGAGGACUGGAUUCGGACAGAGACCUUGCCAUCCUGGCUUAACGCCCCAGCCUUUGUUGCAGCCGUGGCCUUGAGCCCAGCCGACUGGGGAGAUGAAGACGGAGAUGAUGAGAUCUACUUCUUCUUUACGGAGACUUCCCGAGCAUUUGAUUCGUAUGAGCGCAUUAAGGUCCCACGGGUGGCCCGUGUGUGUGCGGGGGACCUUGGGGGCCGGAAGACCCUCCAGCACAGAUGGACAACAUUUCUGAAGGCUGACCUGCUAUGUCCAGGGCCUGAGCAUGGCCGGGCCUCCAGUGUCCUGCAGGACAUGGCCAUUCUUCGACCUGAGCAUGGAUCGGGGCCCCUCAUCUUUUAUGGCAUUUUUUCCUCCCAGUGGGAGGGGGCUGCCAUCUCUGCUGUCUGUGCCUUUCUACCACAAGACAUUCGGACAGUGCUGAAUGGUCCCUUCAGAGAGUUGAAACAUGACUGCAACAGGGGACUGCCUGUCAUGGACAAUGACGUACCCCAGCCCAGACCUGGAGAGUGCAUCGCCAACAACAUGAAACUUCAGCAGUUUGGCUCAUCACUUUCCCUGCCUGACCGUGUGCUUACCUUCAUCCGGGACCACCCACUCAUGGACAGGCCGGUGUUUCCCGCCGAUGGUCAUCCCCUGCUCGUCACUACAGAUACAGCUUAUCUCAGAAUUGUGGCCCACAGGGUGACCAGCCUCUCAGGGAAAGAGUACGAUGUGCUCUACCUGGGGACAGGUACAUUUCAUAGUCAAGUGAGUUGCCCAUCCAGUGCACACAUGCCCCUGUCACAGAGAGGGUCCCAUACAUAUAGGUGUCAGAGUCCCAGGCACAGGUAUAGCUGUCAUUGUGUCUUGCCCCUUGCCUGCUUCCUAGAGGAUGGACACCUCCACCGAGCAGUGCAGAUUGGAGCCCAGCUCAGUGUCCUGGAGGAUCUGGCCUUAUUCCCUGAGCCACAGCCAAUUGAGAGCAUGAAAUUGUAUCAAAACUGGCUCCUGGUGGGCUCCCAUACUGAGGUGACACAAGUGAACACAACCAACUGUGGCCGUCUCCAGAGCUGCUCAGAGUGUAUCCUGGCCCAAGACCCUGUGUGUGCCUGGAGCUUCCGGCUGGAUGCGUGUGUGGCCCAUGCUGGGGAGCAUGGAGGGUUGGUCCAAGACAUAGAGUCAGCGGAUGUCUCUUCUUUGUGUCCCAAAGAGCCCGGAGAACGCCCAGUAGUGUUUGAAGUUCCUGUGGCUACAGCUGCGCAUGUGGUCUUGCCAUGUUCCCCAAGUUCAGCAUGGGCGUCCUGUGUGUGGCACCGGCCCAGUGGAGUGACUGCACUUACCCCCCGGCGGGAUGGGCUGGAGGUGGUGGUAACCCCAGGAGCCAUGGGUGCUUAUGCCUGUGAAUGUCAGGAGGGUGGGGCUGCCCGUGUGGUGGCUGCUUACAGCUUGGUAUGGGGCAACCAGCGGGGCCCCCCAAGUCAGGCCCACACAGUAGGGGCGGGACUGGCUGGCUUUGUCCUGGGGGUUCUUGCAGCAUCCCUGACUCUCCUUCUGAUCGGUCGGCGUCAGCAGCGACGGCGACAGAGGGAACUUCUGGCCAGAGACAAGGUGGGCUUGGACCUAGGGGCCCCACCAUCUGGGACCACAAGCUACAGCCAGGACCCUCCCUCUCCUUCUCCUGAAGAUGAGCGGCUGCCCCUGGCCCUGGCCAAGAGGAGCAGUGGCUUUGGUGGCUUCCCUCCCCCCUUCCUGCUUGAUCCUUGCCCGAGCCCAGCCCACAUUCGGCUCACCGGGGCUCCUCUAGCCACAUGUGAUGAAACAUCCAUCUAGGGCAAAUGACCGCUAGUGCAUUGGUAGCCCCUGGAGGGGAAUGACCAUUAAGAUGCUGGGUGUAGUGGGCCUGGAAGACGGUCAUGGCCUCUGGGUUCUCUUUUGGUCUUUGUGUAAUCACUUAGACUUCGUGUCUGCCUACUCGGGGCCUGGCUGGGCUCUGGCCCAAGCCUGUGCUUGAUUUCCUGAUUGCCAUGCGAGAUCAGAGCUGCCUUCUCCAGCAAAUCAGGACUUUUCCCAUGCCUGCCCUCUGAACCGCUGCGACCCCUUCAGCCUUGGCCCCCCAUCUUGGGCCCAUUAGUUUGGGGAUGGGGAACAGAACAUAGCUAUGACUUUGCCUUCUGGUGGGCCCUGGCAGGAAGGAAGGCCCCUUAGAGGUGGUGUGGGGCUAGUGUGCAUUGAUCUUUUUGUUCAUUCUCUUUAGUUUAUUGGAUUCUCUGUGGGGAGUGCAUGAUCCCCAUGUCACAACAUGAAAUCUCUGCCCUGAGAUGUCCCCCAACCCAGUUUUCCUUCUUCUGUAAAAGAGUGUGUGUGUAUACACAGGUGUUCGUUGGAGGCCUGGCCACAUGUGCAUGAAUGACUGGGCCAAUGCUCAGGUGUACUCAUGAGGGGUCAGGAGGGGAAGGUGGGAAUGGAGGCAUUGCCUGCAGAACUUCAGACCCUGCAGGCAGUGAAGGAAUGGCUUUCCUUUCUAAAAGGAAACAAGCCACCACCCCAUCCCCAUCAUCUCCUACAACCCUUCUCUUGAGUAGAGAAAAACUCCCCAAGUGACCUUUUGGGUGGGAAGGACAGCGGUACAUGUGACCCCAUCUUUCUCUUUGUUUUUGCCUCCUGGCUGCCACCACUGCCACGCACAGCUGUUCUUUUUCUGGCUGGAGUAUAGGCUGGACCGCCUUCUUUGGCUCCCAUUAAAAAAACUUCACAACAUUCUAAGUGUAAGGGACAACAAAAGGGGAAUAGUCAUAGGAAGUAGAAGUUGCAAAAAAAUAGGUUUGUAUCCGUGACUACUCAGGUUGACACCCUCGCCCUAAAUCAGAAGUUCUCCACCUGGGGUCCAUGGACUCCCUGAAAUCAUAUGCAAAAUGUUGUCUGUACCUGUGAGUCUGUGUUUUUGUGGGGGUGGGGGGUUAUGGCUUUCAUCAGAUUCUCAAGGCCUUAACAAAGUUAAAGGACCACGCCUCGAGGUUGCCACACAUUGGCCAAGCUGAGGGGUGCCACACAGCGGCAGCUCUUCCUGCCCCACCAUCCCUUCCCUGUGGCCCGCCCUGGACUUGCAGCUGCUGGAUGCCCUCUUGUUUCUCCCAUCCCUGGAAACUGGGCUCUGUGUGUAUUUGAAGAUACUGUCAACUCCUACCAAACAUAAAGGCCUCUUCCUGCUUCACAGCUCCCAGAUGCUCUAGGCUUCUCCUGCUCAGUCCUGGUCUUGGCCUGUGUAUGUGCCUCGUUCAUCCCUGGUGGGGGACCCCCUUGAGCUCCAGUGAAUGAUCCAGCCCUUCUAAGUUGAAGUUUCAAAUCUACUUACCUUGGCAGCAGCCUGUGAACUACUCAAAAGAGUCCCCUUGGGUUUGGGAUUAUCAGUGGCUUUGCCACUAAUAAGUGUAUGAUUUUCAGCAAGUAAUCUAAUAUAGGAACAUUGGUUUACUCACCUGUAAAGUGGGGAUAAUAAUACCUACCUCAGGGUUGCUGCAAGGAUUAAAUGGGGAAACAUGUAAACAAUAAAGCACUAUCUAUUCCA